AUGACAGAGUACAAGAGUAAGAGGGACUCAUGUCGGCAAAAGAUUGCCUCUAAAUACGACAUCCUUGGCUUUAUCAGUUCAGGAACAUAUGGUCGCGUCUAUAAAGCCAAAUCUAAAAACAAAGCAGGCAGACAAACCCAAGAGCCAGACAGUCCAAUGACUCUUCCGGAUGAUGGCAAAGAAUAUGCAAUUAAAAAGUUCAAACCAGACAAGGAGGGAGAGGCAGCGACAUACAUUGGAAUUUCACAAUCAGCCUGCAGAGAGAUCGCUUUGUGUCGUGAGUUACAUCAUGAAAACAUUGUAGGAUUACAGGAAGUACUUCUUGAGGACAAGUCGAUUCAUAUGGUGUUUGAAUAUGCUGAACAUGAUCUACUUCAAAUCAUCGGAUUUCACAGCCACCCAGAGCGAAAGUACAUGUCAGAGUACACAAUCAAGUCAUUUUUGUGGCAAUUAUUGAACGGAGUCGCAUAUCUUCACGCCAAUUGGGUUAUGCAUCGUGAUCUCAAACCCGCCAACAUCCUCGUCACUGCUAACGGAGUUGUCAAAGUUGGCGAUCUGGGUCUAGCACGCCUGUUUUAUAAACCUCUACAGCCACUGUUCCAUGGCGAUAAAGUUGUGGUCACGAUCUGGUAUCGUGCACCUGAAUUGUUGUUAGGGUCGCGACACUACACUAAGGCGAUUGAUAUCUGGGCGAUCGGUUGUAUAUUUGCAGAGCUAAUCACCCUUCGUCCCAUUUUUAAGGGUGAAGAGGCUAAAGUAGAGAACAAGAAAACAGUACCCUUUCAAAAAAAUCAACUACAAAAGAUUUUUGAUAUUCUUGGCAACCCAACAAAGGAGCGAUGGCCUACUAUUGACCAACAACCAGAAUACCCUAACCUAGCAAGCUUUCGACAGACGCCGAAUGUGUUACGAUCAAUGUAUCAAACAUGGCCUAUUAAGAGUGAGCAAGGUUGUAAUCUUUUGGCAGCUAUGCUUGAAUACGAUCCUCUGAAGCGGAUCACAGCGGAGGAGGCUCUCAACCACCCUUAUUUCCAAGAGGAUCCGAAGCCCGGCAUGGAGUAA
This is a messenger RNA of Lobosporangium transversale, 1062 nucleotides long. Its product is annotated as kinase-like domain-containing protein. Gene Ontology annotation, molecular function: RNA polymerase II CTD heptapeptide repeat kinase activity; cyclin-dependent protein serine/threonine kinase activity; ATP binding. Bases 1 to 1062 code for a protein of 353 amino acids. Gene Ontology annotation, biological process: protein phosphorylation. The transcript is spliced from 8 exons. Lineage: Eukaryota; Fungi; Mortierellomycota; Mortierellomycetes; Mortierellales; Mortierellaceae. The record is from RefSeq and is a predicted model, not a curated record. Gene Ontology annotation, cellular component: mediator complex; nucleus.